GUAUGGUUUCAAAACCGACGAAUGAAAGAUAAACGCCAGAAGGUUGGAGGAAUCGCUUGGCCGCUAAUUCCACCCCAACUCGCCUACCUCAUGCAUCCGUUUGGCUACGAUAUGUGGGCAAAAACAGCAUUUGCUUAUCCGCCAAGCUCAAUGCUGCCUCAACGGAUGCCAACAAUCCCAUUCCCAAUGUCUAAUGAAAUGUUGAAAACUUCUACCGAAGAACCUUGUGGUGAUGUGAAACCAGUAACAAUCGCAACAGCUCUCGAGCUGACCAAUCCUGGCACUGCAACUACGGAAACUUCAUAA
Strongylus vulgaris is the source of this 306-nucleotide messenger RNA. The record is from the annotation of a GenBank genome assembly. Lineage: Eukaryota; Metazoa; Nematoda; Chromadorea; Rhabditida; Strongylidae.